UCAGACUUUCAUUAUUACGUAACCACUUCAGCGGCUGUGGCUCUUCCAAAUAGUAUUAACGUUCAUUAUUUGUGCCUUUACGCCGACAUGGAUUCAACACCCACUAAAGAUACCGAGAAGAACUGCGUCCUGUGCUGCCAAGAAGUCGACAUCUUCGCCUUAGGGAAAUGCGACCACCCGGUUUGUUACCGCUGCUCAACCAAAAUGAGGGUGCUGUGCGACCAGAAGUACUGCGCCGUCUGCCGGGAGGAGCUCGACAAGGUGGUGUUUGUGAAAAAACUGGAGGCCUUUCAGACUCUGCCCUAUCAGCAGUUCCCCUGUGAGAAGAAGCAUGACAUCUAUUUCGGUGACGAGAAGAUUUAUGCCCAGUACAGGCAUUUGCUCUUGGCAACAUGUCCGCGCUGUGCAGAGCCGAAAGUUUUCUCCAAAUUUGAGGAGCUCGAGCAGCACAUGAGGAAGCAGCAUGAGCUGUUCUGUUGCAAACUCUGCACAAAGCAUCUCAAGAUCUUCUCCCAUGAGCGGAAGUGGUAUAAUCGAAAGGAACUGGCACGUCACAGAGCGCACGGAGACCCAGAUGACACCAGUCACAGAGGACACCCACUGUGCAAAUUCUGCGAUGACCGUUACCUUGACAAUGACGAGCUGCUUAAACACUUGCGCAGGGACCACUAUUUCUGCCAUUUCUGUGACGCAGACGGGUCACAGGAAUACUACAGUGAUUACCAGUAUCUAAGCGAGCACUUCAGAGCGAGUCACUAUCUGUGCGAGGAAGGUCGCUGUGCCACAGAACAGUUCACUCAUGCAUUCCGCACCGAGAUCGACUACAAGGCCCACAAGGCUGCAGCACACAGUAAGAAUAGAGCAGAGGCUCGACAGAACCGCCACAUCGACCUGCAGUUUAACUACGCCCCAAGACAGCAGAGGAGAAAUGAAGGUAUGGUUUCAGGUGAGGACUAUGAGGAGGUUCGUCACAAUCGAGGUGGAAAGGGAAGGCCCCAGGGGGGACAGAAGAGCUGGAGAUACUCCAGAGAAGAAGAGGACAGGCAGAUGGAAGCUGCUAUGAGGGCAUCUAUUGCGAUGCGUAGACAGGAGGAGAGAGGAGCAGUGCAGGAGAGGAGCGCUCCCAAACACUGCAGAGAGGAGAGGACAGAGAGAGCAGAACCAGAAGAGCCCAGACACCGGACAGGACAUGUUAAACCAGCAAGCAAACCAGUAAACAAACCUCCAGUAAGAACAAUGAAGAGCACUAAUCCAGGGGACGAAGAGGAUGACUUCCCAGCUUUAGGAGCCACAGCUGCUGCACCCAUCCCCUCCAGUGUAAAGUCAGCUCCUGUGGCGGCUACAGCAGUACAUGCAGCACUAAAAGAAGAUGACUUCCCCAGCCUCUCAACUGCAGCAGUUUCAUCCCCCAUAACCCCAGCUUACUCUGCCCAAACCAGGAAGACUUCUUCUUUUCAAGAGGAGGAUUUCCCUGCUCUUGUCUCCAAAAUCCGACCCCUCAAACCUACAGCGGGCGCUAGCUCUGCUUGGUCCAACCAUACUGCUGUAGCUAAACCCACCGCUCAUCCUCCUCCUUCCUCCAGAUCUGCCCCUCCUCUCUCAUCCUCUGGCCCUCAGCUCCUGUCCUCUUCAACCUCGUCGUCUUCACGGAGGAAAAAGAAAGUAGGGGACAAUGGAAAAGCAGCAUCUAGUCACUCUCCUGCUCUUUCUGAUGAUGAGAGUGGAGGAAUGACACAGCAGGAGUUCCGCUCGGUGCCCACCAUGUUGGAUAUCUCUUCUCUGCUCACUGUUAAAGGAGGUGACAGCAAAGCUUCCACUGCGCCCUCCAGCUCUUCAAAUCCAACCCCCAACACUGAUCUCUCUACCUCUAAAGCCAACAAGAAGAAAAAACAGAAGAACACCACUGCGCCCUCUACAUCUCUGUCUAUGGCGUCAGGGACAUCAGUAACUGUAAAUACAAUCUCAGUGGAAACAGCAGCACAAAAGGAAAAUGUCCCAGAGAAAACUUUGAACAAACCGCUUUCCAAUUCCAUCUCAGCAGCACUGACAAGCGAAUUGGCUAAUGGCUACUCUGAGAAAUCGCCUCCUGUUAGCAAAGAUACGGCUGUGGUAACCCCUAGUCCCAUUGCAGAACCCACUCUUGAGCCAGAGGAGGAAUUCCCUGCGCUCAUGACCAAGAAACCACCACCAGGCUUCAAGACUUCUUUCCCACUGAAGGCCUCAACUUCUGCCCCAUCCUCCACAGUGCCCCCUCCUCCACCGGGCCUGGGGAUCUCUGCCCCUAAGCCUCCACCAGGAUUCACAGGGAUCCCUCUCAACAGCAAUGUGGUAGAGCCUUCACCAUCUGCAGUCAACCCCCCCUCCAAGGUGUGGAGUAGUGGUUACCUGGUGCCAGAGGAUUUCCACCAGAGGAACCUGGACCUAAUCCAGUCCAUCAGAAAGUACCUCCACAAUGAUGAGUCAAAGUUCAACCAGUUCAAAAACUACUCUGCCCAGUUCAGACAGGGUGUGAUAUCAGCAGCCCACUACCACCGCAGCUGCAAGGACCUUCUCGGUGAUGAUUUUAACCGCAUCUUUAACGAGCUGCUGGUGCUCUUACCGGACACCGGCAAGCAGCAGGAGCUCCUGACUGCUCACGGAGACUGUAAGGCACGAGAGAAGCAGUCUGGGGCUGGAGGGGGAAAGAAAAACAAGAACAAGAAGAACGCCUGGCAGAUGCCUGCUACAGUGGUGAAUGCAGUAGCUGAGCUGGACUGCCAGGUCUGCCCCACCUGCAGACAGGUACUGGCCCCCAAAGACUUCAGCUCUCACAAAACCAUGCACAUCGGCGAGAGCGAGGAGUUCCCUUCCCUGCAGUCAAUUAGUCGUAUCAUCAGCUAGCCCCCCUCACUCUUCUUCUGCUCCGUUGGCCAUUUUGGGGCAAAUCUUCAGUUGCCCCUGCAGUUUGGUCAAAGCCCUGCAGCACCCAGUGUGGGGAAACAGCUGCCUGUUUCCUGAUUGAACACAUCCCAGAGGAGUCUGAGGCCUUUAUCCCAUAACACAGGAAGGUGGUUUAUGGUGUUAGUAAUUUCGAAGGAGGAUUAUAUUGAUAGGAUUGUGUGAAUGGUUUUACAGUUUAGACACACAGGGUCACUCCAACUUAACUCUUCUUUCAACUCAUAUCCUUUGAGGACGUCUCCAGCUGGCACUGGCAACAUCUAAUUAGAGUUCCCAAUUUAUUUAAUGAAAGUGGAGAGUCAAGCUGAGGAUUUACUUGAAGAAUUCGUUGCUCCCUAACACAGAUAUUACGUUGAUUUUACAUUUCUACCUUGCUUUGGGCUUUCACUUUAUCAGAUCACACAAUGUCUUGUUAACAUCAAAGUUAAUAAAGAAUGCAUGAUUCUCCAGCAGUGCUGCUUGCUUAAAUAACAAAAUAAACACGUUCAAUUCAAAUAUUUAGCACCAUUAUUUAUUUAAGUCUAGUUCUUUAAUCACUUUUAAUUGUGCAUUGCCUCAUGCAGAGGAAGGCCCGGUAACAUCUGAGAGAAUGGAUCGUCUGAGGCUUCAUGUAGGAGGAUAGUGACAGAAAGUAAGCUACUGCUGAAAUUAGAACUAAUUUUGUUUCACAGUUUGGAUGUUUUUCCUGGGUUUCAAGGCAUUAUAAAGCAUUAAUAGUCAUUAAAUUGAUUUUGUGAAAAUUAAGGCCUUAAAUGGCAUUAAAAAUCAUUAAAUUUGAUUCUCAGUGGCAUUAAAAGUUCUUUCUGCAGUUUUCAAGAAAAAUAUUUGAUGAUAAUAAUAUAAUAAUAUGUAAUUGUAGACUGCGAUUCAUCAGAUACGUGCAUCUGUGUAAACAUGCCGAAGCAUUGUGAUAAUUGUUCCGGCUGGUCGGGUACAAUUGCCAAAACCUGCAUGUUUGGAAGGUGGCCGGCAGGUUGGACCAGGUGGAGGAUAGCAGUGAAAUGGGGAAAUGAAUAUUCCAGCAAAAAUAGCUAGAAAACGUGGAAUUCAGAGAAUGACUACAGCCCAUGGGUGGUCAAGGGUGGUUUCCGGAUUCAGAAAUAGUGAACUAAAGGGACAGUUUUCAUAUAAAAAUCAUCUUUUACAAAAAAGCAAACCUGUGUAAUUUGUUGUGUUCACAGCCAUGGCAGUAAAUUUUUACUGUCUAGCAUUAAAAAGCAUUACAUUUGACUGGCUGAUUUCUGCAGAAACCCUGUUUUCAAUAAAUAGUUCUCCUUUAUUCCAUUCACAUCACUCAUCAGUAGAUUUGGUUUGCUGAUUGAUGGACUGGUUAAUCAGGGCUGUGGUGUUGCACAACGGUUCAAAUGGAAACUAAAACAACAACGAGAGUGUCUUCCCGUGUGUUACGUUUAAUAUUUAUAGCCUUUUAAGGAUCAGUGUCGGUAAACACUAAGGUCAGGGGUAGCUGCGUUUGUAUUUCCAAAUUUUAUUAGAGUAAACAUUUAGUCCUAAUUAAGAAACUCUAAGGCCAUGUUUAUUCUAUUUGUUCGGGGUGACUGGUUACAUCUCAUCAAAAUCAGUUCAUAGUCUCUCUCAGGACCCUUAGCUUGCACUGCGGCCCACCUGGGUGUCCAUCUGUCCUGUGUUGUCUGCUUGAGUCGGUGUGUGUUUGUAUAUAGAGUCGGUCUACACAUCAUACAGCAGCUUACUCCAUUUUCUGUCGGCCUUCAAUAAAGCGUUUUCUGUCUGCA
Messenger RNA from Amphiprion ocellaris (clown anemonefish), 4688 nucleotides. It is a transcript of the gene znf598, whose product is annotated as zinc finger protein 598. The record is from RefSeq and is a predicted model, not a curated record. Gene Ontology annotation, molecular function: ubiquitin protein ligase activity; ribosome binding. Gene Ontology annotation, biological process: rescue of stalled cytosolic ribosome; protein ubiquitination. The transcript has 12 exons. Lineage: Eukaryota; Metazoa; Chordata; Actinopteri; Pomacentridae. Bases 88 to 2880 code for a protein of 930 amino acids.